UGGGGCCCCCGGGCAAUAGGGGAUCAUGGGGCCCCUGUGUCCUUGCCCAAACUCAAAAAAGCCUAUGAAAAAGGUACCAGGGGCAUCUCAUGGGGCAUCCUACUGACCCCGGGCCCCAAAUCAGCUGCACAAGAUUCUGAGUGCUCCAGUUUCAGUAAACCUGCCCCACUGCAACAACUCCAGGGCAGGGGCGGACUGACAACUCAUGGGGCCCCCGGGCAAUAGGUGAUCAUGGGGCCCCUGUGUCCUUGCCCAAACUCAAAAAAUCCUAUGAAAAAGGUACCAGGGGCAUCUCAUGGGGCCCCCUACUGACCCCGGGCCCUCGGGCAGUGCCCGAGUUUCCAAAUGGUCAGUCCGCCCCUACUCC
Molecule: messenger RNA, 367 nt
Organism: Staurois parvus
Lineage: Eukaryota; Metazoa; Chordata; Amphibia; Anura; Ranidae
Source: the annotation of a GenBank genome assembly